Molecule: messenger RNA, 1255 nt
Organism: Didymodactylos carnosus
Lineage: Eukaryota; Metazoa; Rotifera; Eurotatoria; Philodinida; Philodinidae
Source: the annotation of a GenBank genome assembly
GGAAAUUCUACUCCAUUAUUGUUUACUUUCCAAAACUUGUCCACAUGUGUGCUGACCAGUCAAAAUCCUUUUAAACACUUAUUCAUAUAGAGAAAAGUGUUCUCUUCAAAAUGAAACGUUGCUGAGCUCUGUGCAAUAUCCUCAUUAAAAGUCAUAAGCAUUUUCCUAAGUGCACCUAAAACUCUACUUUUCUUUCAUUCCUCUACAUCCAUUUUUGUACUAAGUUGGCUAUCUAUGGAAGAAAAAGAAUCAAUUAAAAAUAAAUCCUACCUGGCUCUUCUUGACCUGUUCGUACAAGGCACGUGCUCUCCUAACAUUGAGCGAUAGGACAGGGUACUAUACCGGUUUAUUAUCUCUUAUAUAUCAUAUAAAACUUCUAAAAUAUCUUUUCUGUUUUUUUUAGAAUCAUGCCACAAUUGCUAGCCUCUCUCGUUAUUUUUGCCUGCAUUCUCUUCUGCAGCUUGUCUUCUCCCAUUAUUUCCGGUGGUUUCCGUUCAGGAUCUUUAGAAGAAGCUCGUGUACUUGACGAAUGUACAGAAUCAGUUUCUCAAUUAGCAGAUGAAAAUUUAACUAUUCGACAGACUUGGCAUAAGAAAUGCGAUUGGUUGAUUAAAGUUCAUAAACAAAACGGGCUUUUAUUAGGAGAUUAUCAACCGGCUGAAAUUCAUUUACAAUGGCCUGGAAAUUCUACUCAAAUGGAAUUUAUUUGGGUAACUCACAAAUCAUAUCAAACUCUACCAAAUCUCCAAAUUUCAGCUGGAAAUACUUGUAACAACAAUCCUGUUAAUUCUGUUGGUAUUAGUGAAAGUUGUCCUACUAUUGUCCCAUCAACCCAAUACGGCUACAAAGUAGGGAAUGCUCAAUUAAAACAAUGGAGUGAUUGUUACACAUUUACCACUGCUCCACAACCAGCUUUAGUUUUAUCAAAUCCUUUUUCAUUAGUCAUUUAUGGUAAGAUAAACAUUUUGCAUUACCAGUUAGAUUUUCAAAAUUCAAUUUGUCUUGCAGUAAAAUUAUAACGAGUGGCGCAUAAUAAACGGGACACUUUUGUUCUUUAUGUUUAAGCCGCUUCCGAAUGAUCUGAAAAUCUGGUUCUAGUCUCAUUCGAUAGAGAAUUGAAUUCUCUCGGAUGGUCGGAUUAUAAAACUUUUAAUAUACGACGGUCGAAGGCUAAAAAUCGAAUUUUCAAAAUAUUUUAUUUUCUGACCGUAUUUUCGUUUUCGCAUUGAAACAAACGUUGCCACGAUAAUCAGCA